This is a messenger RNA of Drosophila innubila, 1828 nucleotides long. RefSeq names its product protein arginine N-methyltransferase 1 (gene Art3). The transcript has 4 exons. Bases 166 to 1692 code for a protein of 508 amino acids. The record is from RefSeq and is a predicted model, not a curated record. Gene Ontology annotation, cellular component: nucleus. NCBI's taxonomy places the organism in Eukaryota, Metazoa, Arthropoda, Insecta, Diptera, Drosophilidae. Gene Ontology annotation, molecular function: protein-arginine N-methyltransferase activity. Gene Ontology annotation, biological process: peptidyl-arginine methylation.
UUUGCGCUUUGCCGGGGUGUGGUGACACUGCUUCUCUGUGCACGUGCAUGCAACGUUUUUAAAUUCUUUUAUUAUUCCAUAAUAAAACCGCCGGGUUUUGACAGCUCUCAUUGGUAGUAUCUAAUUUAUGCUGAGUAACUUUAUUAGGCACUUGAAUUUUUAAAUAUGGAGAGCACAGAUCAGAAAGUUAACGAAUCAACAGAGAUCAGUUCUGAUGAAGAGGCAUACGAUGACAUUGAUGAUGAUGAAGAAAUGGGCGAGGAUGAAGGCGAGUCAACGACUUGCUUGUUUUGUACUAAGGUUUUUCCGGAAAUAGAUCAAGCCAUCGAGCAUUUGAAUAAAGACCACAAAGUGGACUUAUUGCAACUUAAAAAAAAAUUCCAAAUGGAUCAGUAUGCCUUCAUAAAGUUAAUAAAUUACAUUCGUGCUGUUAAAAUUAGUGCAGAGCAGUUACUAUUAACAGACCAGCCGCUGUGGAAUGAUGAAAAAUAUCUAAAACCCUUGGAGUACGAGCCUUGGUUGUGCUAUGACUACGAAGCCAUUAAGACUGAUGCCCCGGAUACAAAUGAAUGUGUGCCGGAGCUGAUGCGACGUCUAGCCGAGCAAGGCAAACUGCUGCAGCAGGCCAGUGAGGAUAUGGAACGCAUGCGUAAUGACUACAAAGCGCUCCUUCAAAAGGUGCACAGCGAGGAUGAGGCGGGUGAAAAGGGAACGUCGUCAACUAGCAAUAGCAUUUUACGCAACGCUCCAACGCUGGAUAAAGAAUAUUUCAAAAGCUAUUCCCAUUUCGGCAUACAUCAUGAAAUGCUCAGCGAUAAGGUGCGCACAAACACCUAUCGUUCAGCUUUACUGAAGAACCACAAAUAUUUAAGUGGCAAGUCUGUUCUGGACGUGGGAUGCGGCACCGGAAUACUCUCCAUAUUUGCAUCACAAGCUGGUGCUGAGAGCGUCGUGGGCAUUGACAACUCUGAGAUUGUGUACACCGCCAUGGACAUUGUUAGAAAGAACAAUGUGAAAAAUGUUAAACUGGUGAAGGGACUGCUGGAGGACACGGAAUUGCCCGAACCCAAAUAUGAUGUCAUUAUAUCCGAAUGGAUGGGUUAUUUCCUGUUAUACGAGGCAAUGCUGGACUCCAUUAUCUAUGCCCGCGAGAAUCAUCUCAAGCCCAAUGGCAUAAUCCUUCCGAAUCGCUGCACACUGCAUCUUUUAGGAAUUAACGAAGAACUGCAUGGACAACACGUUGAAUUUUGGUCGGACGUGUACGGCGUUAACAUGAGUGAUCUUCGCAAGCGAAGCAUUGAAGAACCGCUAAUGGAGGUGGUUAACCCGGAGCACAUACUCACAGAGAGCGAACAAAUAGCCAACUUUGAUAUGAUGACCGUAGAUUUGAGUUAUCCCAAUUUUACAUAUGAAUUUAACUUAAAAUGCACACAAACUGGUAAAUUGGCUGCCUUCGUUGGCUACUUUGACACACUGUUCGAACUGGAGAAUAAAGUGAUGUUCAGCACAUCUCCCGACGAGACGCCAACACAUUGGAAGCAGACUGUAUUCUUUAUCGAUCAACCGCAAGCUGUACAAAAGGGAGAUGUCAUAAGCGGCAAGAUCAGCUCCCGGCGUCAUCAUGGCGAUGUGCGAGCAUUGCGUGUGGAUAUUGAAGCGUUUGGCAAGCAUCACAAGUACACAGUGGAUUGAUUAGUUGGUCUUCAGAUUGUUUUAAUGCAAGAUUUUUGUAGACAAUUGGGAACUUAAGUUUAACAAUAUGUUUAUAAAUUAAUAUGAGUACACGCGGCCAGGUAAGCUUGCGUUGUGCUUUUGCCAAAAAACAUUA